Silurus meridionalis is the source of this 2931-nucleotide messenger RNA. It is a transcript of the gene cpm, whose product is annotated as carboxypeptidase M. The record is from RefSeq and is a predicted model, not a curated record. The transcript is spliced from 9 exons. The coding region runs from base 204 to 1541 and encodes 445 amino acids. Gene Ontology annotation, cellular component: cell surface. Gene Ontology annotation, biological process: proteolysis. Lineage: Eukaryota; Metazoa; Chordata; Actinopteri; Siluriformes; Siluridae. Gene Ontology annotation, molecular function: metallocarboxypeptidase activity; zinc ion binding.
CACACACUCUCUCUCUUUGACACACACACUCUCUCACACACACACACACACGCACGCGGCUCCAGCCCUUGAAAGCAGCUGCGUAAUUACGCACAGUCACUUGCUCUUGGCUCUCGCAGAGGAAAGACGCCUCUUAACACAUUACCUGGAAAUAGAAACCCAGUCAGAUUUGGAGAAAGAGAGCGCAUAAAAACAUAGAUGCCAUGCUGCUGUCGGCGCUCUUCUGGUUCCCUUUCCUGGUGCCACUAAACCAUGCUCUGGAGUUUCAGUACCACAACACUGCCCAGGUGGAGCGAUAUCUAUAUGAAAUCAGCAAAAAUUACUCCAGCAUCACGCACCUGCACAGCAUCGGCCGGUCUGUUGAAGGAAGAGAGCUUUGGGUGCUAAUACUGGGUCAACAUCCUAGAGAGCAUCGUGUCGGCAUUCCUGAAUUCAAAUACGUUGGCAACAUGCAUGGUAAUGAGGUGGUGGGGCGAGUCUUGCUGCUGCAGCUGAUCGAUUAUCUGACCCACAACUAUAUGAGCGACCCUUUUGUAACGAAGCUGAUGAAUGCCACUCGUAUACACAUCCUGCCUUCAAUGAACCCAGAUGGCUUUGAGUCGUCAGGACGUGACUGCAUGUAUUCCCCGGGCAGGCUUAAUAAAAACGGCGUGGACCUGAACCGGAACUUUCCAGAUGCGUUCUUGAGUGAUUUUGAACAGGUGAGAGAAAAGGAGGUGGAUUCUGUGAUUAAGUGGUUGAAGACAGAGAUGUUUGUUCUCUCCGCGAACCUCCAUGGAGGAGCAGUGGUGGCCAGCUACCCCUAUGACAACAGCAACGGAGGCAGUGAGCUGCAGGGGGACUCCAGCAUUACUCCAGAUAAUGAUGUGUUUGUCCACCUGGCCAAGACUUACUCAGUUAACCAUGCGAGCAUGCAAAAGGCAAACAAGUGCUAUGAUUCCAAGGAUUUCACCGACGGCAUCACCAACGGCUACAGCUGGUAUCCACUAGAAGGUGGGAUGCAGGAUUACAAUUAUGUUUGGGCUCAGUGUUUAGAGCUCACUCUUGAGCUCUCCUGCUGUAAAUUCCCUCCAGAAAGUGACCUGCCAGGUCUGUGGGACGCAAACAAGCCCGCACUGCUGGCCUACAUGCAACAAGUUCAUUUAGGUAUAAAAGGCCAAGUGCUUGAUUUGAAUGGGACGCCAGUUCAAAAUGCCUCAGUGGAGGUACAGGGGAGGAGAAACCUUUGUCCAUUCAAGACAAAUCAAAAUGGAGAGUAUUACAGACUGCUGCUGCCAGGAAACUACACCAUCACGGUGAGAUACCCAGGAUACGAACCCCUCACAGAGACCGUGUCAGUGCCGUACGGUCCGGACGGGUUCACAGCUUUAACACACAACUUCCAGUUUCAGAAAAGUACCAGCACUACAUUCUUUGUGGCAACAGAGCCCACUUGCCCAUCACCUGAAGUCAGUAAUAGAGAGAACCACAGUGCUGCCCUGCUGUCCAGCACCAUCAUUACACUUACAGCCCUCACAAUUCACACACUCCUGCUGUGUUGAGUGAUCAUUGGGCGAUUUGACUGUUGACUGAAGUGUAGACUUUACUCUUUUUGCACACACACAUACACACACAUUAGCCCUGUAUUGGCUUGAGAGGUUUUUUAUUUGUGUUUUAUGAGGAUAUCUCGUUCCUUUUGAAGGUCAUUAAAGGAAAGCAACCGACUCUGAAUAUUGCAUUUAAUGAACUGCCUCAUCAGAGAGAGGCUGUACUUUGGGAGCUCAUAAUGGGAACACACUUUCCUCUAAGUCAUUUUUACAGAUAAGCACUUUGCAGAGAAUUUCAAAACUUUGAAUGGCUUAUAUAAAAGACAUUAUGCAAAUGCUCUCAUGCCUGAUAGCUUUGACUGUGUGGUUACUUAAAGAUCCAUUUUCUUCUUUAACAUCUUUGCUGGUGUCGAUUUUAAAGGAAAAGUCCAUCCUGAAUGUCUUGCAUAUUAAUAUCUUUAAUGGAUAAGUGAUAGUCACAUCCAAGGUUUGUUUUAUAUCGAAAGUGGUUUUAAUGUUUUCCUCAACAUGUUCCACUCUGUUUUCAAUUUGAUUUAGUUUACAUAAUUCAAUGGCACAACUGGGAAUUAGCCCCUGCAUCAUCUCCACAGAAGCGCAGCAGCACACCAGUUUUUCGAUCUUCUCUGUUAAUGCUAUUUUUACAGAUUCACAGAUUUUUACAGGCAUUCACAGAUGCCAUCUUGUCACGGGGAUAACAAAUAUCUAGCACCAAGCAACAAAUACACAUCAGAAAUGCUAUGCACAGAUGACAAUUAUUUCAGUAUGAGCAUGUUUAUUCAGGGUGGAUCGUUCCUUUCAGUUUUGUAUUUUUUUUUUUUUUUUACAUUGCCCCUGGAAUAAAUUUUUUGUCCUUCCCUUAAUGUUGUUCUUUUAUUACAGUCAAAGCUCAGACAUGUAACUGUUCCAGUGGUGACUUUAAUCGCUUGGUGACCGUCUAAAUUUAAUUAAGAUUUAAAGCAGAAUUUUAUAGCUUGAGAAAACUUAAAUCCCUAAGGGCUUAAUACAUGCUAUUUCAACUAAUGAAUAAUGUCUAAUGUACUUUAUCUUAGACAAAGUACUUUUUAUUCAUUUUUAUUCUAUUUUUGUCUUUUUUUGUUGUUGUCUAUGAAGUCUUAUUUAGAAAAGUGAGUGUUUGAGAGUUUCAAAAUUAUGCAGGUAUUUUAUCAAGCCAUAAAAGUACUUUUAUUCAGUUGUAUUUAGCAUUUAGAUAUUUUAUUCCUUUUAAAACACAUCUGUUUGUCGGCAAAGUCUUCCCUUUCUGAAUCCAUAAACCUAAACUCAAAUGGUUAUGCCAAAAACAGCUCUUUUUUUUUUAUUCUACCUCAUCCUGCCCUCGUACUGUUAUAAUGACUUGUAGUGCCUUAAAUAAAAUUGUUAAACUGUU